Messenger RNA from Striga hermonthica, 483 nucleotides. NCBI's taxonomy places the organism in Eukaryota, Viridiplantae, Streptophyta, Magnoliopsida, Lamiales, Orobanchaceae. The record is from the annotation of a GenBank genome assembly.
AUGAUCACCCCCCAUACUGAAGAAAAAAAAAAUCGUCCCACCACCGGCUUCUCUCUCCGGGAACACACCAUCUCCAUCGCUGACCACUUCCCUGAAAUUGUGAUCGAAAUUUACAUCCCGCCACCUGUUGUGAAGCUCGGCCCGCCGUCUCCAUCAAACCCCUUGUUCGGCUCGUCAAGCACCAAAUGGCGGGCUCAAAAUCUAAAUCCCCAUCCAGCAAAACAUCUUCUUCUACCUCGAAGCCAACAAAUAAGUCAUUGCCCAUUCGUGAAGCAUUUGAAGAAAGAUAUUGUAAAGCUUUCAAACUUCUACAUAAAGAAAGGGCUAGCAGUAAUUGCAAAUUCCUCAAACUCUGUAACUACUUAUCCACAGGAUGGACCAAAAUUCAUGGCUGAGGACACUAAGUUAUUUAACUACCCUUUGCUGUAUCUCUAUGAUGAGUCCCAAGAUGUGGCGAGAAACUUUGGAGUUGGUUACGCCUGA